Molecule: messenger RNA, 1893 nt
Organism: Lingula anatina
Lineage: Eukaryota; Metazoa; Brachiopoda; Lingulata; Lingulida; Lingulidae
Biological process (GO): regulation of apoptotic process
Molecular function (GO): death domain binding; protease binding
Source: RefSeq, a predicted model, not a curated record
UUAACACAAAAAGCAAGAGAAGAAGUAAGGGUGGAACUAGCCGAGAUCAACAAAUCCAGGGAAAAACUGGAAAGUGAAAAGAAAUCUCUCAUGGGAGAAUGCAACCGUUUGAAGAGUGAAGUUUUACAUUUAAAAACCAAUCUUGCAGAAUGUAACAAGAAACUCCUGACCCAGUCCCAAAGCAAAACAGAGCAGGUUAACCAAAAUAACACAAACAAUGAACUACUUUCAGAGGCAAGUGAAAAAUCACAGGGACAAAAAAAGGACCACAAAGAUGAUAUGCAUUCUUAUGCCAACCCACAGAAAGAGGCCAUUGGAAAUUCAACAGCAAAGAACAAAUUCAGUGAUCAGAAUAUCCAGACAGAUAUUUUUAUGCAUCAACUCAGGAACUUAUCAUUACAUACUAGAGAUGACGAUGAUGAUGUAUUUCAUGAAAGAAGGAAAGGUUUGCCAGCUCUGUCAGAAAGGCCCCAUAGUACUAGAAGUGAUCCUGGUGGAUCCUCCUCCAUGCAUCGUUCAUUAAGCUUACCUUCCAAACUAGUCAGUUUACCUGAACAGGGACCUUUCGUGCACUUGAAAAACAUUGGCGGACGUUCACGAACCAAAACACAUCCUGCAAGUGGCCCUUCACUGCCACCUAUUGCUCAAGGAUUCCAAGAAAAAACUGACCAAUCAGUUACUGUGUCUCCACAGACUGGUGCUUUCAUUGCCCUUGACGACAAGUCCUCUAUUAGUAUACAGCGUGGUGCAGUCAAAACCAAGACACAAGUCACUGCCAAGAUGUGCAAAGAUAACAUGCAGCUACAACAGAAGCUGGUAAAAGGUGACCUAUCUGAUGAAAUAUGUCUUGGAAAUUGUUACAAUAUCAACUCACAGCCAGACGUCAAUUUUGCUUGCAGCGUCCGCACAAAACCUCCAGGGCAGUUUAAUUCUCUGUUUGUUCAUCAAAGUACAGUUCACAAAAGAAGGGCACAGUCAUCUCAGCCAGAUAAACCAAACAAAAAGUUUGCUGCUGCCUUGCCAGAUGACAACAUAACAGAUAUCACAGACCAAUUAAAUUAUACUCAGGAUGACAAUGGAGUGACCUACCAGAUCAAUGGUUCUGGUCAGUACCAGGAAUUCUGGGUAAUCCUAAAGGAGAAGGAAGAUGACUUGAAAAAGCAAAAGGAAAUAAUCAAACGAUUACAAAAACGUUUGGCAAAUCUGCGAAAGUUAGACAUAUGUAUGUGUGACAUCACAUUAUUCAUACCACAAACAAUCCCCAAUAACUAUCUUUGCCUUAUAUUCACCAAUCAAGAGGUGCAAAGGAACUGCUCACUGUAUAUUCAAUACAACACAAACCCAUCGUUCAUCAAUAGAGCAUAUCAGCCGUCCAGUGCUUAUGUUCACCACCAAGACGAGAUCACAAUCAAAAAUCCCACAACAGAAGCACCUCUACAUGUGUUAAAAGUGAACAUGUUGGAGUUGAGAGGCAAGGGUAUGGAAGUUAAAGUAGGUCUAGGGAAUAGUACCAUCCCCAGCAUGCUGCAAGUAGUCAACACGACACACAACCCAGUACAAUACAACAGGAGGAGAGUACUGUGUAACAUUCCAACAUUACUAGCUGCUGAAAUAGAACAAGGGAUGCCUUACCAAGACAGGCUGAGAAGCAACUGGUGUGACAUCAUAGAAAAUUUGGAUGACUCUGGCGUCAUCAAUUACUUGUACCAAGAACAUGUUCUCAGCAGUCGUCAGAUGAAUGAGGUCAAAGAUAAGAGUGUGAAGCAAGAGAGAAAUGAAAAGCUGCUUGGAAUACUGAUGACAGUUGGGGAGAGAGGAUAUCAUAUAUUCUGUGAUGCACUGCGUCAGAGUGAAGGGUCUGCAUGGUUGGAGCAGCGUUUAAAUAACACUUAG